This is a messenger RNA of Gymnogyps californianus (California condor), 2181 nucleotides long. It is a transcript of the gene WT1, whose product is annotated as WT1 transcription factor. The record is from RefSeq and is a predicted model, not a curated record. The transcript is spliced from 9 exons. Lineage: Eukaryota; Metazoa; Chordata; Aves; Accipitriformes; Cathartidae. The coding region runs from base 1 to 939 and encodes 312 amino acids. Gene Ontology annotation, cellular component: nucleus. Gene Ontology annotation, biological process: negative regulation of apoptotic process; negative regulation of cell population proliferation; regulation of transcription by RNA polymerase II. Gene Ontology annotation, molecular function: RNA polymerase II cis-regulatory region sequence-specific DNA binding; DNA-binding transcription factor activity, RNA polymerase II-specific.
AUGCACGCUGAGGAGCUGCCGUCCACGAGGCUGAGGAGGGAAGAGAGAGUCCGGGGCUCCCCAGGAGCAGUGCCAGGUUACAGCACCGUGGCGUUUGACGGAACCCCGAGCUAUGGCCACACGCCCUCUCACCACGCCGCUCAGUUUACAAACCACUCCUUCAAACACGAGGACCCCAUCAGCCAGCAGCCCUCGCUAGGGGACCAGCAGUACUCGGUGCCUCCCCCGGUGUACGGCUGUCACACCCCCACCGACAGCUGCACGGGCAGUCAGGCCCUGCUCCUCCGGACCCCCUACAACAGUGACAAUUUAUACCAAAUGACCUCACAGCUUGAAUGCAUGACAUGGAAUCAAAUGAACUUGGGAUCCACACUGAAGGGCCAUACAGCAGGAUAUGAAAAUGAGAACCACAGCGCUCCCAUGUUAUACAGCUGUGGGGCCCAAUACAGAAUACAUACCCAUGGAGUUUUUAGAGGCAUACAAGAUGUCCGACGGGUGCCAGGAGUAGCUCCAACUAUUGUCCGAUCAGCAAGUGAGACAAAUGAAAAACGUCCCUUCAUGUGUGCGUACCCUGGCUGUAACAAGCGAUACUUUAAGUUGUCCCAUUUACAGAUGCACAGCAGAAAGCACACUGGUGAAAAACCUUAUCAGUGUGAUUUUAAGGACUGUGAACGAAGAUUUUCUCGUUCAGACCAACUCAAACGGCACCAAAGACGACACACAGGUGUGAAGCCUUUCCAGUGUAAAACCUGUCAGAGAAAGUUCUCCAGAUCUGAUCAUCUGAAGACUCAUACCAGGACUCAUACAGGUAAAACAAGUGAAAAGCCUUUCAGUUGCCGGUGGCCCAGCUGUCAAAAAAAAUUUGCCAGGUCUGAUGAAUUAGUUCGUCAUCACAACAUGCACCAGAGGAACAUGACUAAACUGCAGUUGGCCCUUUAGACAGUUCAAACAAGUGAAUAAACCAGAUGGGACAUUAUGAGCUACUGCAAACUUUAUCAGCCAUCUUCGAUUACCUCUGUCAGAAAGCUGCAGCUGUCUUCGCAUCCCAUUUGACACAAGUUAACUAAACCGUAGGAUUCUGCUCAGCUUUGUCUUCCAUUUGGACUUACACAAGUUCCUAUUCAAUAAGUUCAAGAGAUUUUCAUUUGUAAUUUUGUUAAAAAGUAAGCAAGAUUGCCACAGUUUCAAGAUUACUAUAAGCUAUGCUUACCUUUCACGCCUGUCUCCAAUUUUCUGGUUUUAUUUUCACUUGAACUUUUCUAGGUACAAAUUGCUGUACCUUUUUAAGUCCUGCAGUGGGUAGGGUGAUUCCUCCUUGUCAAAGGUGAGGUUUACGCUUACUUCAUCUGUGCACAUGCUGAGGUUUCCAAAUGCUAGUGCAACUAUCCUCACAAAAUGAGAUGGAACAAUCACCUGAGAUACUUUUGGUAAACUUUGUACUCGUACUGCCAAAGGGCAAGCUUUUAAAGUUGGAAGCUGUGCUUUUGAAUUUCACAAAUCAAACCUUUUUUUAAAGGACGUAUUUCUAGAGCAGCUAAAGCUAGAUAAACCAGAGCCUCUCUGUACAGAAAAUAAGAAUCUUACCAUUAAGUUAACUUGUUUUUUAAAUAAUCACAUAAUUGAUCUCCGAAAACUGUUUUGUUUGUCAAUUAACUCUCCCUUUCUCUCUCUCUUUUUAAUGUAUUGGUUUAAAUCUAUUCUGUCAUGAGAUGCAUAGAUCUCCUUUACACAAAACUAAUUCCAAUCAUUGUAGACAUUUGGGAUUUGUUUACAAUGUAAAGCCACACUGGUUAUGUGGCUAGCAAGCUAUAUAAACUUAAAACUGAACUUUUAAUGGGGCUGGUCCAGGAUCUCCAUUAACAGAUUACUCUUAAGAUAAGUAACUUAAAAAGACUCGUUGUCAAGUAUAUGUGAAAAAGACAUUAUUAGUGUAAGGAAAUAUAUUGUUUCAGGGUUUUGGGAGGAGGGGUUUAUUAUUUACUUUUAAUUGCUUGAAAUUGUGUGUAUAUAUAUAUCUGAUAAUGUAUUGCUCUUAGACAUCUAAAAUUAGAACGUGUAUAAAUAUUAGAUGCAUCACUGUUCUGAUGUUGUUGCUGUUACAAAGUAUUGAUAACACUAAGAAUGUAACCUGCAUUUUUCACUGAGCUUUCAAUUAAAGCCCAUUCAAAGAGAAACAAAUGA